This is a messenger RNA of Carya illinoinensis, 555 nucleotides long. RefSeq lists its product as uncharacterized. The record is from RefSeq and is a predicted model, not a curated record. NCBI's taxonomy places the organism in Eukaryota, Viridiplantae, Streptophyta, Magnoliopsida, Fagales, Juglandaceae. The transcript is spliced from 2 exons. Bases 1 to 555 code for a protein of 184 amino acids.
AUGUUUAUUGCACUGAUUCCUAAAAAGAUUGCAGCAUCGAAGGUUAAGGAUUUUCGGCCUAAUAGUUUGAUGACUGGGGUCUACAAGAUAAUUUCUAAGGUGCUUGCAAAUCGCCUGGAGAAGGUAUUAGGAAAAAUCAUCACAAAACCUCAAAAUGCAUUUGUAAGGAGCAGACAAAUUCUAGACUCGAUUCUCAUCGCCAAUGAAUGCAUAGAUAGUAGACUAAAAUCCACCAAUACAGUUUUGGUGAAUGAGAGUCCAGUUGGUUUCGUCAACAACUCCCGAGGCCUAAGACAAGGAGAUUCAUUGUCCCUACUCUUCUUCGUUGUGGUUAUGGAGGCACUUAGUAGAAUGAUCUCAGUUGUGGUCCUUAAUGGCCUUGUGAUUGGAUUCUCGGUUGGUGACUCUAAUAGGGGUACUCUUACCAUUUCUCCAUUUGUUGUUUACACAUUAAUAUUUCGUGAGGCAGGCCAGAAUCAGGUUCAGGCACUAAAGGCACUUCUACUCUAUUUUGAAGCAGCAUCAAGUUGGAAAGUGAACUCUGACAAGUCAUAG